AGUAUGUCGACUGAACCUCGUUUAUACAGCUUUCACAACCACAUCAACUCCCACACCACAGCAACUCCUCAAAUUUUACCUCUCUGUCAACCCCAUCUAUACGACUCGCAAAGGGAUCUCAAUAUCCCACUUUCACGAUUAUCUUCAAAUGCACCUCGGAGAAAUUUACCAUCAGCAAAGCCACAACCUCCCGGCCCUCCUCCACCCACAUACCCCGAACUUCAGACUCUCCCACCAACUUCAACACCAGUCGCCAUUAGAAUAUCCCACAUGCCAAUCAUCCGGCCACUUCAAUUGCGAAAGACCGAAUUCUAAAAGGUCUAGGAAAGGGCAAAUCGAAUCUAGAAUCCGCUCUCGGUCAAGCCCGAGGAAAUCCUCCAGCUUCCAGUCCCUGCUACCGCUGCGCGAGAGCAUUCAAAUCCAAAGGCCCAUUCACGACAUGUAUCGUUGUCUCUGGGGAGUUUGCUGGUGCGUGUUGUAAUUGUAGAUAUAAUGGCGAUGGGUCGGGGUGUGAACUUCACCGCAUGUACUCUGACCCUACUGCUCCGAAGAAACCGAGGAAUUCUUCGGUGAUGCCGAGGCCUCCUCCACCCUUGAAAUGUACUGUUCGCAGCAAGAUGGUGCUUCGGCAGCUGGAUAGGGCUAGGAAGAUGGUGGGGAGACGUGGAAGUGAGACGUCGGUGGAAAGUAGGUGUGAUUGAGUUGGAUGUAUCGGAGUUUGUCCACAAAGUUGAUGUCCUUGCAAUAGUCACCAAACAAG
Molecule: messenger RNA, 760 nt
Organism: Mollisia scopiformis
Lineage: Eukaryota; Fungi; Ascomycota; Leotiomycetes; Helotiales; Mollisiaceae
Exons: 2
Coding region: 4-315 (103 amino acids)
Source: RefSeq, a predicted model, not a curated record